Messenger RNA from Colletotrichum chrysophilum, 783 nucleotides. RefSeq lists its product as uncharacterized. The record is from RefSeq and is a predicted model, not a curated record. The transcript has a single exon. Bases 1 to 783 code for a protein of 260 amino acids. NCBI's taxonomy places the organism in Eukaryota, Fungi, Ascomycota, Sordariomycetes, Glomerellales, Glomerellaceae.
AUGGAGCGCCUGCACUCAGCUACGAGGCUUCUCUGCAUCAUCCCGAUAUCGACGACGGGUAUGACAGAUGACUUGACGCGGCUGCAUCCAUCAAGACCCGACGUCGAAAUCACCUUCAUCGAUGGCCGAGACCUCGUCGAGUGUCCGCCGUGCAUCGAGAACCAUGAACAGGCGCUGCAGUCGACAAAGGCCGUCCUGCCUAGGGCGAUAGACUACAUCAACUCAAAACCAGUUGACGCGGUUCUCGUGUGUUGCUUCUCAGAUCACCCGCUCGUCUACGCCCUCCAGGAGAUCUUGAUAAUCCCCAUCACUGGAAUAUUCCAAGCUGCGCUGCAGGAAGGGACCCAAGAUGGUGGGAAGCUUGGAAUCGUCACGACGGCGCAAGCUUGGGAACCAAUCCUGACAAAAUCUGUGGCCGAUCUUGGGUAUGAAGGCACGUCGGCAGGUGUGCUUGCCACGGGCUUGGGAGUCCUGGAGCUGGAGAGCUUGGAGCGUGGCGUUGUCGUCGAGCGCAUAGCGAGCUUCGCGAGGCGGCUGAUCGACAAUGGCGCGACUAGCAUCAUCCUCGGGUGCGCGGGCAUGGCUGCGUUGGAGGACGGCAUUCAAAAGGCGCUUCCACAGAGCGCAGCGACAAUCGACGGCGUUCGAUCCGGCAUCAAUAUUCUGACUAGGCUAGCCCAGAAAAGGGCGCGAUCAGAAGACACAACAUGGACGAACGACGCAAAGAGAAACUGCGCGGUGCAAAGCAAGGAAUUGGUUGGCAACUUGGAGCAUGUUUACUAG